GUUUAGCGACAUGUGACCCAGUGUAUUUAGGCCACUAUUUUCUUUCUAGACCUUCAUGUUUCCUUCAAGCCUCUCUUUCAUUAGUUUUUAGACCUCAAUUUGAAUACAAUUCGGACCGCAAAAUCCCCUCACUCCUGCUAUACAUAACCCCCUUAUACUACCCCAUCCUGAGUGCCGGUCUGAAUUAUCUGCCUCCCACCUAUCGCCGCCAUAAUGAAGACAUUCGCCGUGCUUGCAUCUCUCGUGGCUAAUGCUAUAGCCCAAAACGCAGUCCUCUCCCUACCCAAUGGCGCAUCCCUUGAAGCUGGCAGCGAAGUUAUCGUCCAGGUUCAGCGUCCUAACUCUCUAACCGGCUCCACCGAGAUGGGGGUCGCCAUUGGUGUACAAUCAUGUCCAGAGAGCACUUGCCACCCAGCAGAAUCUUUCUUAGGGACUAUAUUGUACAAUGGGCCAUUUAAGCCCGUCUACCAUGAGACCUACAACCCUCCGUAUGAGAAUUUCUCCGUGACUGUCCCCGAGGGUACUCCUAAGGGCCGGGCACUUGUUGGUGUCGCCCAUGCCACCCUUGUUGGUGCUGGGCCCUGGCCUUGGCUGGAGGUUCUCAACCAGACUGUUACCAUUGUUUAGAGCUAUUGCAAUGUGUAAAUAGUGGCUGUUGUCGAUAUGGAAUGUGCUACAGAAUAUACAACGAAUUAUGUAUUUUUGGACUCGUAUUCUGGGAUAUAUUCAUAAUGCAAGAGUAUAUAUCUUUGGUUUGCAUACAUAGGUGUACAUACCGAGUCAUGAAUAAUUUACACGAGAAUUGAUGUGAGAUACUAUUAUUGGCUCGUC
Molecule: messenger RNA, 831 nt
Organism: Aspergillus ochraceoroseus IBT 24754
Lineage: Eukaryota; Fungi; Ascomycota; Eurotiomycetes; Eurotiales; Aspergillaceae
Exons: 3
Coding region: 214-627 (137 amino acids)
Source: RefSeq, a predicted model, not a curated record